Messenger RNA from Cololabis saira (Pacific saury), 3247 nucleotides. RefSeq names its product gap junction protein beta 8 (gene gjb8). Lineage: Eukaryota; Metazoa; Chordata; Actinopteri; Beloniformes; Belonidae. Gene Ontology annotation, cellular component: connexin complex. The coding region runs from base 191 to 979 and encodes 262 amino acids. The record is from RefSeq and is a predicted model, not a curated record. Gene Ontology annotation, biological process: cell communication. The transcript is spliced from 2 exons.
GCUGCUCACAAACCAGACGGUCUUUUUCAUCUCACAGUUCAAAAACUUACAAAACUCCUGCUACGACGCAAACAGACCCAGCGGAGACACUGUUGGUCCUUCUUGAUGGACACUAAUCAAGUUUUACUUGUUUAGGAUAUAGGCUACUAAGGGGGAGGUCGUCCGAGCCUCCUGUGACCUCUUCGCCAGCAUGAGCUGGGGGGCGCUCUACGCGCAGCUGGGGGGCGUCAACAAACACUCCACCAGUCUUGGGAAGAUCUGGCUGUCCGUCCUCUUCAUCUUCCGCAUCACCAUCCUGGUCCUGGCAGCGGAGAGCGUCUGGGGGGACGAGCAGUCGGACUUCACGUGCAACACGCAGCAGCCUGGCUGCAAAAAUGUCUGCUACGACCACUUCUUCCCCGUUUCUCACAUCCGCCUGUGGUGCCUGCAGCUCAUCUUCGUCUCCACGCCAGCUCUGCUGGUCGCCAUGCACGUGGCCUACAGAAAACGUGGGGAUAAGAGGACGAUACUGGCCUCCAAUGGCACCGAAAGGAUGGCAGACACCGACCUGGAGACGCUGAAGAGGAGGCGUCUGCCCAUCACGGGUCCGCUGUGGUGGACCUACACCUGCAGCCUGUUCUUCCGGCUCAUCUUCGAGGGCGGCUUCAUGUACGCGCUCUACUUCGUCUACGACGGCUUCCAGAUGCCCCGGCUGGUCAAGUGCGAGCAGUGGCCUUGCCCCAACAAGGUGGACUGCUUCAUCUCCAGGCCCACGGAGAAGACGGUCUUCACUAUUUUCAUGGUGGCGUCGUCGGCCACCUGCAUGGUGCUGAACGUGGCUGAGCUGUGUUACCUCAUCGCCAAGGCCGUCAUCAGGUGCACAAACAGGUCAAACCAGAGGAAACGCCCCUUCAACGAGAGUGGGGCCCGGGAAAACAAGAAGAACGAGAUGCUCCUCUCGCCCUCCACAGAUUCAUCCAUCAACAAGACCAUGUGCUAAAGACCCAAACAGAGGAGGGGGGGGGGCAAACUGUAAAUCCAGUCACACAGUUUGUGUCCACAGUUUGAUGCUGAGGCGUUCAGUUUGAGAGUCAUCUCAAGAGAUGUUGGCACAGAGUCUGAGUUAGUGAGAACUUACACAAAGAUAAUUAGUCUGGAGACAUAGUUUGAAUUAGUGCACGUGUGCCCUGAGGGGUGUCGACUAGGACUGGUUCCUCCGUCUAACAGCCUUAAUUACCACUUAGAGCAGUCCUGUGUUGUUCACCUUCAUAUAUUCUCUGUAUGGUUGGUUUCCAAUAAGCAAUAUUACUUUAGCCUAGCACUAAGUGAUUUCUGUCCAGUUUGAUCGCUGACUUUAAACCAAUCAGAGCUGCUGAAUCAAAAAUAAAUCAGCCACAAUCCAAUUAAAGUUGGUUCUCCUAAAAGUGGAACCUCAGUGAAAUAUUCUGCUGGUUAGACGGAGGUGUGUUGUGAUGAUGAUCCCUUGAUUAUGGUUCUUGUGCCAAACACUUAGUGAUUCCAGAAACCGGAGCAGAACCAGUUCAAGUACCAGAGCUGAAUUUGUGCAAAAGGGUUGAUACAUUUUUAGGAUUUUAUCAGAACAAAAAAAACUGCAAAAUUUUAGAAAAGGGGCACCUCACUUUAGAACUAGAUAGUUUAAUUUGGUGAGAGGCACAUGUACCACGUGAGACUGAACCCCGAGUUAGAUCCAGAGAAGAAUGGUCCAACCCUGACAUCUAGUGGGGACAUCAACCCCGGAACGUGGAGGAAGUUGCUUCCUCUCAGUCUCGAAGAUUUAUUUACUUGAAGGGAACAAAUGAAGACAUGAAAAGUGAAGUUGGGAAAUAACGUGCGCAGUAUUUAGUCCACAAAAGGUUGGCAUUUGUUUAUAUACACAUUAAAUUUAUAUUUUGUUGUAAUAAAUCAAAGCAGAUGAGUUUUGUGUUUUUUCCUAGUUUUUCAUUUUGUGUGUUGAGACUUAAUUUAAAACUAACUGACUAACUAAUAGUGUUAUCCACUGCACCACGGUGGUCCAACUAAUCAAAUGCCUUAUGCAGUCAGAUCAAGUCCAAAAGACUUGCUUCAUAAUACAAAACACUAAGAAUCUUUUUCACAUUUCUGCACAUGCAAAUAUUUACUGUAGCUACAAGAUGUUUUUAAUCGUCUAGAAACGUAUAAAGAGCAGAUCACACUCCAAAUGUUUGAAGUAUUUUCCGUGAAAACAGUUUAGCAGAGUAGUUAUCGAACAGUUACGUUCAUUGUCAAAUGCUGACGUGUCGAAUGUUUGCUUAAGUUUGUCCAGCUUGAUUGAAGUUAUGUAGACAGAUGAGUUGGGAAAUACUUUGUGACUUUUUCUUUUUCUUUUUUUUUAUGAUUGCUUUGCUGAACAAAGAUGAGAUGAGAGUUUAUUCAAAGUAAAAAAAAAAACUAAACAUCACAAAGUGUUUCCUGAGGAAAUCUUGAAUUCCAGUGAGCUUUGCCGCACAGACUGAUUCUCCUUCAGUCAUCCUGGGACCAUCAUUGGGGUGCAGAUCUGCAGCGACGGCGUUGCCGUUGUUCUGGUGGCGUGCACUGACCCCAGCUGGCUGUAUCAGCUUUCAGCAAGUGCCUUAUUUUAGCCGCCGCACUAAUCACUGCUCGGCCCUUUAAUGUGGCCGGUCCCAACGUGACAACUCUUUGUCCUCCGUCCAGCCAGGAAUAGCAGAUAUGGAUUAGUUACAUUUACGUACGUUAAAAAUAAAGAAACAGUGUGUGAACACGGACUUGUAAUGACUGGAAAACAACCGCUAAGUGGUUUAUGAGGCAUCAAUCAAAUGUUUACAUUCCAGCUUAUAAAAAGAGGAGCUAAAGAGUCUCAGCCUAUGUUUUAGUUGCCUAACUGCUGUAAGCUCCCAGCAUGAGAGGAAAGUUUUGACCAAAGAUGCUAAAAAAAUGUUACAAGUGUCACAGGUCGUUGGACUCCGCAGGUCUCGGUAGGAUUUAGAGAGCAAAGGUUUUGUACAGUCGCUCUACAGUGACCUUUAACCUCGUGGCAGCCUCCUGUCAUGGAUGCUGAUGACUCCAGCCUCAACAUGUUUAGUUUUCCUGAUUUCUUCACCAAUCUAACAGUCUGCUUUUAACAGUAAACUGCAUUUUGAUGACCAAAACUCUCUCUAAGCAACAAAUGGAGUGUUUUUCAUGUUUUGUACUAAAGUUUUUAUUUCACUUGCUCUUUGAUCCUGCAGCUGAUCUCUUUAAGGUUUGUUUUCGCAAAUCAGUACAAAUAAAA